Abrus precatorius (Indian licorice) is the source of this 2862-nucleotide messenger RNA. RefSeq names its product COBRA-like protein 7. Gene Ontology annotation, biological process: cellulose microfibril organization. Bases 81 to 2027 code for a protein of 648 amino acids. Gene Ontology annotation, cellular component: membrane. The transcript is spliced from 2 exons. Lineage: Eukaryota; Viridiplantae; Streptophyta; Magnoliopsida; Fabales; Fabaceae. The record is from RefSeq and is a predicted model, not a curated record.
CAAUAAGAAAAAAGGCACUUACUUAUACGGUGUUUCUCUCUCAUAGUUCAAAAUUCGAAUUUGAAAGCCCAAACCCACGCAUGAAGAUGCUCUGGCCCCUAUCAACCCACUCUUGCUGCAUCAGUAUCGCCAUCUUAACAAUCUUCUUCGCAACGACGUCGUUUAGCGAUGCUCAAACCUGCAACGGCAUACUCCUCUCUUACGCCUAUGCCGGCGGAACGCGGCUGCCGCCGAACGUCUCCGACCCGGCGAAGCAACCGUAUCGGUUUGAGUCGACGCUGACGGUGCUCAACAACGGUCUCGACGAGCUCAAGUCUUGGAAGGUCUUCGUUGGGUUUGACCAUGACGAGUGGUUGGUCUCCGCCUCCAAUGCUGUGCUCUCCGACGGCACCACUCUCCCCACCGGUGUCGGAAACGGCACUGUUUUUGCUGGAUACCCCAUGACUGAUCUCAAGACCGCCGUGGAAACCGCCGGCGACUUGACCCAGAUGCAGGUUCAGGUGGACCUCGUCGGAACCGUGUUUGGGGUGGCGGCGCCGAGUGUUCCUAUGCCCUCUUCCAUCAGCCUCGCCAAUGAUGGUUUCAUCUGUCGCAAAUCCACCACCCAAGGGAAGAAUGCGAGUAGUGUGUGUUGCACGAGAGAUCCCAAGUUCAAAACAAACAUAACGACAGAUGAAAAGUUUUUGCCACGUCAGAAUGGUGAUCUUACCAUUAUGUAUGAUGUGAUCAGAACCUAUGAUUCCAAUUAUUGGGCUGAGGUUACCAUUGCAAACCAUAACCUGCUUGGCAGGCUUGACAAUUGGAGGUUGAGUUGGGACUGGAUGAAUGAUGAGUUUAUAUAUUCAAUGAAAGGGGCUUAUCCCGCAGUUGUGGAUGCUUCUGAUUGUGUCUUUGGUAAGCAAGGUACAUUCUACAAGGAUCUUGACUUUGCCAAUGUGUUGAAUUGUGAAAGAAGGCCAACUAUUAUUGAUCUCCCUCCCACCAAGUUCAAUGAUACGGAUCUUGGGAGGAUCCCCUUUUGCUGUCGCAAUGGUACUAUAUUGCCACCAUCGAUGGACCCUAGCAUGUCUGCUUCCAAAUUCCAAAUGCAGGUCUUCAAAAUGCCGCCAUCACUUAAUCGGUCCCAGCUUUCUCCGCCACAGAACUGGAAGAUAAAUGGUACCCUCAACCCUGACUACAAAUGUGGCCCUCCUGUCCGGGUCAGUCCCAGUGAAAAUCCAGAUCCAUCAGGCUUACCGUCGAACAAAACUGUAAUGGCCAGUUGGCAGGUUGUGUGCAACAUAACAACAGCCAAGGGAACACCAAGCAAAUGCUGUGUCUCGUUUUCAGCCUAUUACAAUGAUUCAGUUAUUCCUUGCAAAACGUGUGCUUGUGGAUGCCCCAAGAAUACAGAAAGAACAUGUAGUACCACUGCUCCAGCUAUGUGGCUUCCACCAGAGGCACUCCUUGUUCCUUUUGAGAACCGAACUGCCAAGGCUGUUGCUUGGGCUAGUCUGAAACAUUUGCGGGUGCCAAACCCGAUGCCCUGUAGCGAUAACUGUGGUGUGAGCAUUAACUGGCAUUUAUACACAGACUACACUAAAGGAUGGAGUGCAAGGGUCACACUUUUUAAUUGGGGUGAGACUAACUUUGCAGACUGGUUUGCUGCAGUGCAAAUGGACAAAGCAGCUGCAGGUUUUGAGAAAAUGUAUUCAUUCAAUGCAAGUACCCUAGAAUUAAAUGGCGUAAACAAUACAAUAAUUAUGCAAGGUUUGCCGGGUUUGAACUAUCUCGUAGCAGAAAGAGAUGGAGAUGACCCUCUGAGAGAUCCUAGGGUGCCUGGUAAACAACAGUCAGUAAUCUCAUUCACAAAGAAAACUACACCCGGAAUCAAUGUAGCUGGUGGAGAUGGGUUUCCAACCAAAGUGUUUUUCAAUGGGGAGGAAUGCUCUCUUCCUUCAGUGUAUCCAAGCAGUGGUUUCAGGAAGGGUUUUUCAUGGUCUACUUCCAUGCUUUUAACACUGUUUCUGAUCGUCUUGAUGCGGUGAUAGUGGCUAUGUUUGAUUUUGGCUCUGACUUGCUGUUGUCCCGAGACAGGAUUUAAUUCAUAUAUUGACCUCACCACAGGAACACAGUGAGAAACGUCAGUGGACUUAGUCGUGCUGUUGUAUCAUUCAUGCUGUAUGUGUGGUUUGGAUGCUGUGGCAAUCAUUGUUUAAUUGAUAUGUGAUUCUUUCGAGCAUGUUACAGUACAGAAAGAUUGUAGAUUUCCGUUAGGUGAUAGAAAUAUAUUACUUUGUCUAUUGAAAGUAUUUAUUUUUUCUUUUUCUCUUUUUGUAUUUGUUUUAUUUUUGAGCAACUCUUUUAGGCAGUGGUUAUUGCAGGUGUUCAAAUCAUUAAAAAUGUUUCACACGUCCAUAAAAUAAUUGUGCCUUAGAAAUGACAUUGUAAUGGCAGAUGUGUAUAAUUAAAGUUCUCCUUGUCUUGGUCAGUGAUGAAAACUGGGAUAACAUUGUUUUGAUAACCGAGUAGAACCAAAUGAUUCAAACUGCAAUGAACCAACCAGGAGACUGUUUCCAUGGGGAGGACACUAAGGGUCACUUGGACUCCUACAAAAUUGGUUGAGCCAAAAGUCAGUAAAGAAUUAAUUAACCUAGUUCAAUUUCACUGAUAUAAAAUUUGGUUGAAUUGUUCCUUUUCCAGUUUUCUAAACAAAAUUUGUUCAUCGCUGACCAAGAUUGGGAAGGGGAUGUGGGAAGUUUUAAGACACAAGAUUCAAAUCAUGGUCUUAUUGCAUAUAAUCUGCUAGCUCUCAUCACUUGAACUAUACCGCCAGUUUAUUCAAAAAUAUUUUUUAAACAAGUAAAAGUCUACAUAUCAUGU